Messenger RNA from Hermetia illucens (black soldier fly), 631 nucleotides. RefSeq names its product zinc finger matrin-type protein 5. Gene Ontology annotation, cellular component: U12-type spliceosomal complex. NCBI's taxonomy places the organism in Eukaryota, Metazoa, Arthropoda, Insecta, Diptera, Stratiomyidae. The record is from RefSeq and is a predicted model, not a curated record. Gene Ontology annotation, molecular function: zinc ion binding; nucleic acid binding. Bases 125 to 577 code for a protein of 150 amino acids. The transcript is spliced from 3 exons.
GUGAGUGUCGAGUUACUUGCCAACAGCACUGUUGAAAUCAGCUGAUUGUCCAAAAACGUAAACAAUAACAAUUCGGUGAAAUCUUUCGAGGAAAACUGGAUUUUAUAACAGAAAAGUAGUGAAAAUGGGUAGAAAUUAUUAUUGUGAAUAUUGCGACAAGCGAAUGAAGUGUAGUGUGAGCAUAAGGAAGAGCCAUAAUGAGGGUUUGCCGCAUAAAAUUGCAAAAGCGGAAUACAUGGCCAGAUUCAAAGAUCCACGGGAUAUCCUAGCAGAAGAACGGAAAAAGACACCAUGUUCUCGUUUUUUAACCGGCAAGGAAUGCAAAUUUGGUAUGUUCUGUCAUUUUAGUCACUAUAGAAUGGACCAACUAAAAGAAUUAGAGAGAAUAGAGAAAAUGGUAAAACAACCACCGAAAACCGAACAAAUCCAAAUAGAGAAAAAGAAUACUGAUCACAAAUUUCCAUGGAAAUAUCCCCAUGAGAAAGUACAGAAUAAAAGCUUACCACCAUCAUUGCAGCCAUACGAUAUUGAGAAAUGUUUUUCGAUUACCAAUGACACCAAAAACAGAUGGGGUUGAAGCAGUGUAUGGAACUAAAUUCUAUUUAUUUCAUCUUGAAUUGUAAGAGAACCU